AUGCAUACGAAACAAGUAAUUGAUCAAUCUGAUAAAUAUGUUCAAACUAUACCAAAUGAACCUUCAAAACAUGAACCAUGGCAUGGUUUCAAUGAUUUUAGUUUCAAAAAUGGACUAGAAAUGCUAUUUGCAUUUCUUAUACCGGCAGUAAUUGCUAUUGUAGCUAUUUUUAUACAGAAAAAUGACAUGGAUAUAGGCAGAAAAAAUCGAGAAAAUGAUUUAAACAUCAGUCAAUUACAACGUGAUAGUGAUGAACAACAAGCUCGUUAUCUAGCAAAUGAAACUGUCUUUAGUAAUUAUGUUAAAAAUAUUGGUGAUAUUAUUCUAUAUAGUCCAGUUCGAUUUGGAGCACAACAAUAUAUAGUAACACGUGCAUUAACAUCUACUAUUUUACGACAACUUGAUUUAGACAGGAAACGAUUAGUUAUACAAUUUUUGUAUGAUACUACUAUUUUACAACGUAAUACAAAUAUAUUUGAUACACCUCACGCAAAUGAGAACCAUAUAAAUUUAGAAGGUGUAGUUUUAGAUCAAGUCAAUUUUAGUGGUAUUUUAAAUUUAUCGACAAUUAUGUUACGAAGUGUUUCAUUAGUAAAUGCUACAUUUUCUAAUUCAAAUUUAGAUGCAUCCGAUUUUUCUAAUUCAAAUUUAGAUGCAUCCGAUUUUUCUAAUUCAAAAUUAAUUGGAGUUAAUUUUUCUAAUACAAAAUUAUCUCGAGUUAAAUUUGUCAAUGUAGAAUUACAAAAAUCUGAUUUUACAGGAGCAUCUGUAGAAAAUAUUCAAUUAAUUCGAGCAAAUUUAAGUCAAUCAACUAUAACUAAUGAACAAAUAAGUCAAGCUUUAUUUGUUUAUAAUACAAUUUUACCUAAUGGUACUUAUGCUCGAAAUAAAACAUUUAUUAAAAAUGGAGAUAGUAAACAAGGUUUAAAUCAAUGGAAUAUUACAUCAGGAAUAAUUGAAGUCAAAGAUUCUUAUUUUAUGGGUAAAAAUAAUUCAACUAUGAUUCAACGUAUAAAUAUAACAGAUGCAAAACUUUAUAGUUCUUAUCCAUCAUUUAUCUAUUGUUUAUCUUUUCUCGUUCAUGGACAAGAAAAUUUAAUGAUUCAAAUAAUUCAAUUGAAUCAAAAACGAGUCAUUAUUGAUGUAAAUAAUAUUAAUCAAAUAAUAUCAUCUUCCUGCAAUAGAACUUCUUCGAGUUCAUUGGAUUUUUGUUAUUGGUCAUAUUGUAAAGCUUCAAUUGAUGAAACUGAUUAUAUUGAUCUAAAAUUUAUUUUUGGAUACACCAAUGAUCCAACAAAUAUUAUAGCUGUAAAAGAUAUUGAAUUUAUUAUUACUAUAGAUUAA
Molecule: messenger RNA, 1344 nt
Organism: Rotaria sordida
Lineage: Eukaryota; Metazoa; Rotifera; Eurotatoria; Philodinida; Philodinidae
Source: the annotation of a GenBank genome assembly